GGGUUAAAAACACCCCCUCUUCCAUCUCUACUGCACUAUAUCUUCUUGUUUUGUGUUCGGAAUUCUUAUUAAUCCGUCUCGCAUCUAUUAAUGUUUUGAGGUGAUAUUUAUCCUAAGGAGUAUAUGAGCAUAUGCUGUUUUGCAUUCUAUGUGUAGAUGUGUUUUGGCGAACAACAGCACUAUUUACGCUUUCCUCCUGACGCAGCACUAGCUUCCUUUGUCACUCGGACUUCCGUUUUCACGUGCAGUCAACUGAGAAGGGAUGUUUUGCUUAUGAAAAUUCAAGAUUUGAUCGUUUAUAUCGUUUUGAGUUUCUGUAUUUGAGACGGACAACAUCCUUCGGUAUUGCUAGACGCUAAAUACUACGGACAAAUCUUCACUUCUUUGUGUGCAAGAUGUUGCACGCUAGCUGACCUUAUCUGAAGUUGUUUGCUAAUAUCUGCUAGCUCGUUUUGUUGGGAUAACUAUCACCAGAGCCGUAGUGCGAGGUCAUUUUAGACCACCCUGUAGAGUUCGUAUCGAUCAUAUCGCUUUUGUUUUUAGUGCACAGUGUAGUUGGUUGUUUUGGGACAUUGUGUGUCCCUGUCAGAUUGCCACAUUAUAGCCUAAUAGGCUAAUUAGCCAGCUUGCAUUUGACAGCUGGAUUGCUGUCUUGCUUUUUCUUGUCGGUCGCUGACAUUUAGGGCUAGGGUAAAGUUGUUUGCCAUUAGUGAAAGUAGUUGGCAUUGGGUUAAGCCAACGCUGACUAGCUAAACCGGAAUCGCAGGUGGAGACUAAAACUAAGCUGCUUUUUGUGCUGAGCCACAAUGUUUCGCUAUUUGGGUGAUGCAGAAGAGAGCCCCUUCAUGAUGGAUCCCUUCUCAGUACACAGACAGCAGAUGAGAACCCUCUUUGACCCAUUCGGCUUUGAGGCAGCAGCAGCCUUCCCCCUCGCCACCCAGAUACAUCAUCCACGAAGACCUCUACAGCCCCAGGCAACCGCGCUGGCUCCCUUUGGAAUGAUGGGAAUGGGUGGCGGUUUCAUGGACAUGUUUGACAUGAUGGGAGGGAUGAUGGAGAACAUGGAGAGAAUGUCUGGUUCCCCAAACUGCCAGACCUUCUCCUCAUCCACAGUGAUCUCCUACUCUUCAUCCGACCUCGGAGCCCCCAAAGUCUACCAGCAGACCAGCGAAGUCAGGACUGCGCCAGGCGGGAUCCGAGAGACGCGCCAGUCCAUGAGGGACAGCGAAAGCGGGCUGGAGCGCAUGGCUAUUGGCCACCACAUUGGUGAGCGGGCACACGUGAUGGAGCGCGCCCGAAACCGCCGCACCGGCGACCGAGAGGAGAGACAGGACUUCAUCAACCUGGAAGAGAGUGAGGCAGCCGCUUUCGACGAGGAGUUCAGGAGAGGCGUGGGGCGGUACGCUCCCCCAGGGGUGCGCAGCAUAGACUACGGUCGCGACAGGAGGGCAGGAGGCGGGCAGCAGUUGGCCCUGACGGCCCACCCCAGCUCCGACUCGCCGCCGGUCCCCCGCCACGAGUCCCCACGCCACCACCACCAGCGGCCCCACUCCCGCCCCCGCUACGACUGGUGAAAGGUUCCUUUGGUAGAACCUCCUUGGCGCUGUGAAAAAGAGGAAGAGUGGUAGAGAAAAAUCUGAACUGAACUAGAUGGUUGUUUGAUAGAUUUUGGUGUAACUGGACUGUCUGUAUAUAAAUAUAAAACUACAUAUCGUGCUUUUACUCAUCCGCCACACCACACUCAUACCGACUUAGGGUCUGACAGUGACAACAUAGCUUUGUAACGACACACACCCACACACACACACACACACAUGCUCACAUACACACCACAGGGAGGUGUCCACACACCUACACACACUGUAAAUAAUCUCCUCAUAGCAAACAGUACAGUACUCCUCGGCAGCACACUACUCUACACACCCAGACAUACACACCCACACACAAACACACCUGCUGUAUAGUCCAUGAAUCUAUAUGUAGACACUAGAGCUUGUGGUUUGAACUGUACGCUGUUGUCUUAUGAAACUGAAGUAUUGUUAAGCAUUCAUUAAACCUUAAAGGUAA
Engraulis encrasicolus (European anchovy) is the source of this 2067-nucleotide messenger RNA. RefSeq names its product myeloid leukemia factor 2 (gene mlf2). Lineage: Eukaryota; Metazoa; Chordata; Actinopteri; Clupeiformes; Engraulidae. Gene Ontology annotation, cellular component: nucleus; cytoplasm. The coding region runs from base 807 to 1574 and encodes 255 amino acids. Gene Ontology annotation, biological process: regulation of DNA-templated transcription. The record is from RefSeq and is a predicted model, not a curated record. The transcript is spliced from 8 exons.